Hemibagrus wyckioides is the source of this 2246-nucleotide messenger RNA. RefSeq names its product UDP-glucuronosyltransferase 2C1-like. The coding region runs from base 386 to 1972 and encodes 528 amino acids. The transcript has 6 exons. Lineage: Eukaryota; Metazoa; Chordata; Actinopteri; Siluriformes; Bagridae. The record is from RefSeq and is a predicted model, not a curated record. Gene Ontology annotation, molecular function: UDP-glycosyltransferase activity.
AAAUGAAUGCAGCAUGCACAUUACAAAACAUGUACCUUCAUGUUACACAAGUAUGGGAAACAACCUCAAAGUCUAGUUCCUAUUAUGUUUGAUGUGAAAACAGGAGCUUUGGAUUUAAAAUAUCAAAUGUACCUCAGUGUAGUGAACCGUAGUGACCUUUGUUCUAAAGCACUUGUUCUUUACUGCAUGUUUGAAGGUGUGAGGUAACUCUAGAUAAACAAAUAAGCAUUUAUCUGCUUUAGUUACAGCUUCAAGCAUACACUGAUAGCAGUGUGUGGUCUUAAGCCAUUCAUUAACUGUAAAUAGAGAAAAAACAGGUUUGACAACCAACAUGUUGUGACCAGAUAUUCCUGUGUCUAGAGACUUCAUUUCCUUUGCUACGACGAUGAGAAACACAGCUUGCACGUUGGUAAUUCUGCUGCUGAGCUUGUCUGAAACGGCUCACAGUGGCAAAGUGUUGGUGCUUCCUGGUGAAUACAGUCACUGGCACAACAUGCGUGUAAUUGUUGAGGAGCUCGUGGACCGGAAUCACAACGUGACCGUUCUGACACACUCUGCUUCACCUACAUUGAAACAUGGCCAAAAAGAGCGGUUCAACUUCAUGUCUUUUCAAGUCGACAUAGAUGAAGAGGAGGCGCACGGUUUUUCCGAAAACCUCAUAAAUCUCUGGAUGGAUCAAAACAUCACCGGGUUUCGGAAGCUGGCCGCGAUUUGGGACGUGAUGUCCGGCAUGUUGCGUUAUUUAGAGGUCGUGUGUGAUGGAAUGUUUAAGAAAGAUCUUGUGACUUUACUGAAAGAGUCACACUUCGACGUGCUUCUCUACGACCCCAUGAUGCCGUGUGCGGACUUGCUGGCAGAUGUUCUUGACCUGCCAUUUGUGCUGUCUCUCCGGAUCACUUUUGCAUAUACUCUCGAGCGACUCUGUGGGCAGAUGCCCGCUCCGCCGUCUUAUGUACCUGCGGCCUCCACUCAGGGGCAUCUCACUGAUCACAUGGACUUUACAGAGCGAUUAGAGAACAUGCUACUAUACAUCAUACACACGGCAAUGAUCAAACUUCAGACAAUGUUAAGCUUUGAUAAACAAUUCACCAAAAUUAUGGGCAAACCCACAACACUAUGUGAGACUAUGGGCAAAGCUGACAUCUGGUUAAUCCGAACUUAUUGGGACUUUGAAUUUCCACGGCCGCUCCUCCCAAACUUCAAAUUUGUCGGUGGAUUACACUGCAAACCUGCAAAACCUCUACCAAAAGAGAUGGAGGACUUUGUCCAGAGCUCAGGAGAUGAUGGGAUUGUAGUGUUUUCACUAGGCUUCAUGAUAAAAAACAUCACCAAAGAGAGAGCGAACACCAUCGCUUCAGCACUCGGACAGAUUCCCCAAAAGGUCUUGUGGCGAUACACUGGCGAGAAACCAGAAACUCUUGCUCCUAAUACAAGAGUCUAUGACUGGAUUCCUCAGAAUGAUUUACUAGGACAUCCUAAAACCAAGGCCUUCAUCACCCAUGGAGGGACUAACGGUAUAUAUGAAGCUAUUUAUCAUGGAGUUCCCAUGGUGGGUCUGCCACUGUUUGCUGAUCAGCCUGACAAUGUAAAUCACAUGAAAACCAAAGGAGCUGCUGUGAUGCUUGACUUCAACAAAAUGAAUACUGAGGACUUGAAGCAGGCUCUCAAUGACGUCAUUAACAAUCCAUCCUACAAGGAGAGCAUUAUGAGGCUAUCCCGAAUCCAUCAUGACCAACCGAUGAAGCCACUAGACCAGGCUGUAUACUGGAUCGAGUAUGUGAUGCGCCAUAAGGGAGCCAAGCACCUGAGGGUUGAAGCCCAUAACCUCACGUGGUAUCAGUACCACUGCUUGGACGUUGCUGCCUUUCUGCUUUCUGUAAUUGCACUAGUCGUGUUCAUCUUUGUGAAAACGUGCAAAUGGCUCUUCCGGAAAUGUUGCAGAAAGACAGCAGCAAAGAGCAAGAAAGAGUGAGGCAUGUGUAGAUGAACGUGUCAAUAAUUACUGUGACAUACAUUUUAGGAAUAAGGCACUGCAUUAAAUGUACACUGUACAAUCCAGAGUUUUUCUCUAUUUAAAUAGUACAGCAAUUAUGUCCAGAUUCACUUUUUCCAACACACUUGAGAACAAAGCAAUUAAACUGGUAUUUUUUUAAUCCGUAUCAGUAUAGUGUAUAGUAUGUAUAAUGUGGUUUGCUUUUUAAAUAAAGAUUGAAAAUAAAGAUUUUUUCAUUGAAUUGCUGAUAAAG